Molecule: messenger RNA, 536 nt
Organism: Moneuplotes crassus
Lineage: Eukaryota; Ciliophora; Spirotrichea; Euplotida; Euplotidae
Source: the annotation of a GenBank genome assembly
UCGAUAUAGACGAAAUCCAAAAAAUUAUCAGAAAAGAAGAGGAAGCCAAGAAUCCAAAUCUUAAAAGCAAAAGAAAAACAGUGGCUCUAGGAGUCAUGAUCGAAGCAGCUCUGAGAGGAAUAAGCACAAAAAGUAUAAAGUGCAUAAAAUGAGAGGAGACUCUUUUGAAGAAGAUGAUUUUAAAAAUAAAAUCAAAAGGCAAGAAGAAGCCCUCCAGAGGCAAAUCGAAGAGGCUAAGAAGCAAGCAGAAGAAGCUCAGAGAGAAGAUUGUACAGUUCAAUGAAUCAGGGUUCACUUGAAUACUACUGAAAGAGAUAUCUAUAGCUUCUUUGUAAAAGCGAAUGUGGGAAAGGUUAAAGAUAUAAGAGUAAUUAAGGAUACUAAGACAGGUAAAUCCAAAGGAGUCGCUUACGUGGAAUUUUAUACUCCAGAAUCUGUAUUGCUUGCUAUGGCUCUCACCAAUCAGCCAUUAUUAGGCUUCCAAUGAUAAUCCAAGCAUCACAAGGUGAAAUAAAUAGACAAGCUCAAGCUACAAA